GCCUCGGUUCUGUGUCCCAGAAGCAAUGGCCGAAGAGAUGGAACUCAGCAAUAGGACCCUUCCUAGGGAAGGAAAUGAGACCUCUGUGAUGAUCAAUAUGGGAUCUGCAGGGACUCACAAUGCUAAGAAGUCCUUUCUUUUGCGCACACACAAACUACGCAACCUGGCUAUUGCUAGCAUCGUCUGUGGUUGUUCCUGCAUUGGAAUUCUGGCCCUGAUCUAUGCAUUCAAGGCUAGGGAGUACCAAAGAGCAAAUUCCCACAACUCAGCAGCCUACUGGUAUCGGAAGUCCCUGCGGAUGUCUUGGCUAAGUAUCGGUGUCUGGGUCUCCCUCCUCAUCCUGGUGCCCCUGUUAACCAUCCUCGUUUCCUACAUCUUCUCUCAAGCCGAAUGAUGCUCGUCGUGAACAUAGGCCAGAACCAUGUCUUCUGCAUGGCUUUCCCAGAUGGACUUAUUCUAAGCUGGCAUCAAGCAACUCAUUGCUUGCCCCCUGUCAAGGUGCCCUGGUAUGUGGCCUCUGUCCUGGAGGAGAUUGGAGAAGUGAGAGUGUGGAAACAGUACGACUUACAGUACCUUCCUGGGCUACACCGUCUCAGAAAGACUUCUUCAGGGCUGAGGAGGUGGGGCUACUGACAAAGCACUGGAUUCUCUGUUUAUGGAAGAUCAAGCCUGUAGAUAGUGCUAGACAGAAUGUUAUAAAUCUUGUUUGGUUUCCGCAAGAGGACUUGGCAUACUUGAAUUAUGCCUGUGGCACAGAUGCCCAAUACAUCUGGAUUUAGACUUCUCUGAUGCCUGUAUGUACAUGGAGGAGCCAAGUUCAAGAGACUGAAGCUGCAUCAUUCCACUGCUGUGCUGUUUUCCUUUGAUCAGAAGUCGUAUUCUUGUUGCUGCCGUGUUUGCGUGUUCUUUGACCGCUUGUUCCACGAGCCCCUUUGGACCACAUGCCCAGAGCAUUCAACAUGGAUCUUGGAGACUUCACUUCAAAUCCCUGGUUGGCUUAUAGCCAACGUGUCCAAGGGAUCCUUGGACACGUCUGAGUCUCAGUUCUUCACUUAUAAAAACGAGAGACUGCAAGCUGAAGGACUCUUUCUAGGGAGUGAGCCUGAUUGAAUAACAUGGAGCUUCUGAGCUGAGACUUGUCUUGCAUUGCUCCCAGCAAGGCUGAUGGGAGAGUGCAUGAAAUAAAGGUUGUAAAACCA
Molecule: messenger RNA, 1199 nt
Organism: Heteronotia binoei (common prickly gecko)
Lineage: Eukaryota; Metazoa; Chordata; Lepidosauria; Squamata; Gekkonidae
Gene: TMEM265
Product: transmembrane protein 265
Exons: 2
Coding region: 26-394 (122 amino acids)
Source: RefSeq, a predicted model, not a curated record